Molecule: messenger RNA, 363 nt
Organism: Gongylonema pulchrum
Lineage: Eukaryota; Metazoa; Nematoda; Chromadorea; Rhabditida; Gongylonematidae
Source: the annotation of a GenBank genome assembly
AUGGAUGAAUGGAAAUGUAGAAAUACAAUGCUUGGAUAUUUGGAGGCGGAUAAGUCACCUUACGAAAGUCGCGGUUAUUAUUUGGAAUGCAUCAAAUUCGCGACGCAGUACUCAGACCACCUUUCGCUGCUAGUCAUCCUUCAGUUCAUGGCUGUAGCAUUAGAUGGUGAAUGUCUUCUUUUGGCCGUGAAGGUGGACGAUGCUUUUGCUGUACGAGUACUUCUACAUCACGGAGCGCCAAUUUCUUAUCAAAAUAAGUCCGGCGAAACGGUAGAUUCAUUGCAUGAGGCGUUUCGACAGCGAAAGUAUGCGGCGGCCGAAGAGAUACUGAAAUUUCUGAAUUAUCGCAGCGCACGUUUGGUU